GCAAGCGGCCGAGCGAGCGUCUGCUAAGACUCUUGAUAAUAACUCUUAUAGAAACAAGAAACGUUAGGCAAUUCGUAGUAGUUAAACAAACUUUAGCUGUGGAACGGGCCAGACAAUAGCAACGGAAAGCAACACAGGUGGUGCAUGCGAAGUGUUCAACGUGAGAUAAUAAUAAAAAAAAAACUACUAGCGGAUUAAAGGUGAAAUGAAAAAGAUGCCAACGAACCACAUUAACUUGCCAUCGUGGUAGUGAGAGAUCACUCCAUUAAACUGAAGCAUUAGCCGUACUCCCAAUUAAAAUGUCAAUGAAUAAUUUAACCGUUGACGGUGAAUUCCGUUACAUUAUACAAUGGUUUAACGAGUUCAGUGAAUUGCAAAGAGACGACUUUAUACCCAUAAUGGUUGACUACAUAACGGACACUAGCCAUGCAGCCACCAUUGAUCCAACAGCUGCAGCAACAAUAACUAUGAAUGGUUUACCAAAUAGCAUGGAGCGCUCAUUAAAUCUAAACGAGAAACCAAUGUCUUUAUUUCAAUGUCGGGUAAAACUUUUCAGCCAAUGGAAUCGCAGAUGGCCCGCAGACUUUAAAGACAAAUUGCAACAGAAAAUAAAAGAAAUCGAUAAUAAAAUUGGAGAAAGAAUUCAAGAAGCUGUGAAUGCAAAAUACAAUGGAUGUGGAAGUCUUACAAAUGGUUAUGCCGGAACAAAUGAUGACGAUCUGCAUCAUUAUGAAUGCAAUGAAUUUAUGACACAAGACCAACAGCAGAAGCAGCAGCCGCAAUCACAACUAAAUUCAAUCGGAAGCCAGGCAAAAGAUGAUCAACCAACACAACAUGACAUAGUGGUGGUAACAAACACUGUGACACUGAAUGACCCCAUGCGAGAGGUUUUAAGCAAUGAAACAUCUGUUGAUGACAUUGAACUAAACGAACAACAACAAGUGAAUAUUAAUAGAGUGGAAGUGAAUAAUGACAAUGUUGCACAUGGCAUUAACGAAGAUGGCAACAGCUCUCCCCUUGCUCUUCGAGAACCAGUCGAUCAGGUUGGGCAAAUGCGAAAUUUACAAAUAAACGAAGACGGUCAUGAAGAUGUUACAGCAUCACCAUCCGUAUCUUCAGCAGUGCAACAACAGCCGACCCAUACUACAGCCCAAACAACAACGGUUUCACCGGUCACAGUUACAGUUAGCCCAGUAGUUGUUGUAGCUGCAGCACAAUCAAUGGCCACGAAUGCAGAAGUUCCUCUAGUAGUUUAAAGUCAUACACAAACUUGAUAUCAUACUGGUUGUGGUCGUUGGAUAGAUAGAACAGCAGCAUCACACAAGAAGAAAGCAAAAAAUAAAAAAAGAGAAACGUCACAUCAACAUUACCAUCAUCAUCGACUUCUACAAACCAACGGCGUUAAUGAUGAUUAUCAACAUCUUCAGUAAUCCGUAACAGAUCAUACAUGUCUAACUACAAAUGUUUGUAACUCUUCUUUUUAUGCAAGGACGCACACAUACCCACAUCAUACAUUCCAAUUAACCAAGCACACAUUUAAAACAUGUAUUUAAGUUAUGUUUAAAUACAAAACAAUAUCCAAUUAACUAUUGGCUUCUUAAGCAGUGAAUAAGAAAACAAGUAACAAAAUAGAAAUAAUAAAGAAAAACUCCAGUUGGUGAAAUCUCA
This is a messenger RNA of Stomoxys calcitrans (stable fly), 1668 nucleotides long. RefSeq lists its product as uncharacterized. The transcript is spliced from 3 exons. Lineage: Eukaryota; Metazoa; Arthropoda; Insecta; Diptera; Muscidae. The record is from RefSeq and is a predicted model, not a curated record. The coding region runs from base 300 to 1256 and encodes 318 amino acids.